Messenger RNA from Archocentrus centrarchus (flier cichlid), 2216 nucleotides. Its product is annotated as solute carrier family 17 member 9-like. Lineage: Eukaryota; Metazoa; Chordata; Actinopteri; Cichliformes; Cichlidae. Gene Ontology annotation, cellular component: membrane. The transcript has 13 exons. Gene Ontology annotation, biological process: transmembrane transport; ATP transport. The record is from RefSeq and is a predicted model, not a curated record. The coding region runs from base 1 to 1377 and encodes 458 amino acids. Gene Ontology annotation, molecular function: transmembrane transporter activity.
AUGGCUGACAACCACACAUCGGGAGCUGAUAGGAAGGACUUGAAUGGUUCUUUACUGGAUCAUAAGAUUUAUGGACCCGAUGAAUCUAAAGAAGAGGAGUCGGGAAAUCAAAACCUGUGGUCGAGAUCCCUGGCUCGAAAAUGGAUCCUGAUGCUGUUCAUGGGCACCUGCCUCCUCUAUUGUGCGAGGAUGGCCAUGCCAGUCUGUGCUGUCUCAAUGGCAGCUGCGUUUCACUGGAGUAAAAUUGAUUCUGGGCUGGUUUUGGGUGGAUUCUUCUGGGGUUACUGUGUAACACAGAUCCUGGGAGGACAUGCAAGUGACAAAAUGGGAGGAGAGCGUGUCCUGUUCCUCUCUGCAUCCUCAUGGGCUCUGAUCACAGCUGGCACUCCUCUGUUGGCCCAUCUUGGCUCUCACACGGUUGCUCUUAUGACUGUGGCCAGGUUUCUCAUGGGAUUAUCACAAGGUGUUUUUUUCCCAUCUUUGGCCAGCCUGUGCUCACAGCGUGUAGUGGAAGGGGAGAGAGGGUUUUUAAUGAGUUCCAUGCAAAGCGGUACCCAUCUUGGAACACUGCUAGCAGGCGGGUUGGGGACCCUGAUGCUCGACUAUUAUGGCUGGGAAAGCAUGUUCUACAGUAUCAGUAUCCUCUCCGCACUCUGGGCUCUCAUUGUUUGGCAGUGUUUACCAAAAGAUGAACUUAUCCCCAGGAUGACUGAAAGAAAGGCGGUCUCAGGAUGGAGUUUGUCAAGGACACGCUGGCUGAGUCUUUUUAAGAAGCCACCUGUCUGGGCCAUGGUGUUUGCUCACAUGUGUGUGUGCAGCACAUCCUACACACUGUUAUCAUGGCUGCCAACAUACUUCAAAGAAUCGUUUCCUCAUGCCACGGGAUGGGUCUAUAAUGUUGUUCCAUGGCUAACUGCAAUCCCAUCAGCACUCGGUGGAGGAUACGUUUCAGAUUUCCUCAUUAACCGAGGAUAUGGUGUAGCAUCUGUAAGAAAGAUAAUGCAGUUUUUUGCCAUGGGAGCAUCAAGUAUGUUUAUUUUGCCUCUGUCGGGAGUUGUCACAUUUCCUUCUGCUGUGACUUAUAUUUCUGCUGCUGUGGCUCUCUCCACCUUUACCAGCGGUGGUGUGUCUGUGAAUGUGCAGGAUCUCACACCAUCAUGCGCAGGCGCCCUCUUUGGUUUUAUGAAUAUGAUGGGUGCUUUUAUGGGCCUGGUGCUGGUCUCCGUAUCAGGAUACUUGAUUGAAGUCACACAUUCGUGGGCCACAGUCUUCGCCCUCAUCACUUUAGUAAAUUCCACGGGUCUCGGUAUCUUCCUCAUCUUUGGAGGUGCUCACCGUGUGGACAAAGUGGAUUAUAGCCAGAUUAUUGAGAUCUGACCCAGACUGACAUUGUGCUAAUUAGGUCUGUCAAAAUAUGUUAUUCACUAUUUAUUUAUUUAUUGUUGAAUCAGGUAUUACGCACAAAGGUAACAUCAGGCCAUGUUUAGAUUUCAAACUACUUUGGGAUACUCAAGUAGAGCCUUUGAAUGGUUGAGAUAGCUGUUACAUAUAUAUAUUUGUAGCACAUGUCCUUAGUUAUUGUGGCGGUUCUUGGCCCCGAGCGCAUGUGUAUAGGAGUCAAAACUCUAACACAAACAGAAGUAAAUGGUGUAUUCAUCAGCAUAUUUUUAGCAGCAGAUUUGGUGCACUGGAAAAUAGAGCACACUGGAUGUACUCAGACUUGUCACAAUAAAAUCCACAAUAAACUUUCAGUAUAUUGAAAGUUAUCUGAGAGGGAGCUUAACUCCUGGGCUGCUUUCAGGCUUUAGAAAAUCCAGUGUGUGUUGAGAGACCUUGGCCAGUCACAGAUCUUUUCAGACCAGGUAACGUGAGCUAAAAGCUCUAUAUAAGUGGCAUGCAUUAAGUGGCAGUCUUUCACCUGGAAGAUCAGGGCUCAUAUUACAUGUGAAGGAAAAAGGCAGCAUUCAUUCAUUAAUGUGCUCCACACUUAUCUAGUGGGAGGAGCUUAUACCUCAGAAGGUGUUGGCUUUCUUUUUUAUAAAUGUAUGCAGUUCAGUUUUAAACAUCACUGGAGACCUGAUGUUCAAGCAGGGUCAUUCAAAAACAGCUGGUACUGUAAAGUUGGGCAGUUGUUAAUUUUUAAUAUCCACUAAAAGUUUUUUGUGUGUUUUUUGUGUGUUUCCAUUAGUUUUUAUUUGGUUUUGUUUAAACCACAA